GAGUUUCAGUGCGCAUGUCAAGCCAGGGUUUCCCGCGCUACAUUCCCCUCCUCAUCCACUACAGGGUCGGUGGAGUGACCCUCUUCUGUGACCCCAGAGUGUGUGACUUGUAGGAUCCUUAGAUCGGAGGUGAUUGGUGGGUGUGAGAAAAAGAGAAGGAGCAAGAGUCCGUUGAUGCCUUGCCUCCACCUUCACCCGCCUUUCCUCUGAACUUUAUUGAUCUUUAACCUGAUUCCGCUGAUUCCUUUCUCCUCUCAUCUCCCUCUCCCCUCUCCUCCCCUGAGGCCGGGUGUCAAGGUGUACGCCGUCCCGUUGUACACCCUCCGGCGUCGCUUAAGGCAAGGCCAGCAACCGUAUUGCUGAGGGCGGCGAGCACAAGAAGAAGAAAAAAAAAAAAAAAAUAUAUAUAUAUAUAUAUAUAUAUAUAUAAAUAAAAAUCACGGUCAAGACAAACUUUGUGCGUGCCAUCGCAUACUAUCAAGUAUAAACUGUGACUGUGUCAGAAUAAUUGAGUGUUCGUUUUCCUUCAACACAAGUUAAAUUUGUGGUGAAAUAAUAGGCAGAACAAGCCUUUAGUCAAAAUAAUCAACAUUUGAUUAAACACAGCUCAGAAAUUGAGAUUGAAGACAGUUAUUUAAUUUAUAAAUAUAAGACUGACAAGACCGAACACUUACUGGUGGAAGAUCCUAGACCGCGACACAAAAAAAAAAACAAGUGUUUUGAAGAGAAUGUUCACUGGAGCCCCCGGGCCCCGCCCAAAUAGUCUUCCCGUGCCCGCGCCCAUCUGUGAAGCCGCGCGGCGUGCCCCGCCCACUCCGCCUCCUUGCGCCAUGUGAGAGGAAACUAGAGGAAGCAUCAGCAAGUGACAGGAGUCAACUAUCAACAGUGCAACACUUAUCCUGGGUGUGUAGGGCAGCAUGUAUGCCCUCAGGGGUGCGGCGCCAAGUCACCGGCCACUAGCCUUGUGGACGACUAAAAAUUUUCACCGACGUGAGGGUGUGGGGCCUGCUGGUGAACAGAGACUACAUUGUGUGGGCUGCGUGAUGGAGGUAUUGCGGGCAUGGUUUGGACGUGCAGGAGUAGGUGCAUGGCGCGCCCGACGCCAAGUGGUUUGGGGGACAUGUGUAUUAGUGAUGGUAGGUGUGAUCUACCUACAGUAUGCUCCCUCUGGUCUUUUAGACCAUCCAUCUGCACCCCGCCAUCGAGCCCUCAACACUUUAUAUUCACCACAUGAGCACGAGAUGGGUCAGCAGCCUUCGGAGCGCACCCAAGUACAGCGGGUCAGAUUUGUCACAGGUGGAGAAGGGUCACAGAGUGGACCAGAGGGUAAUGUUGAUACUCAUGUGCAUGAUGAUGUUGACAAUAACAACAACAUGAACAGCAUCAAUGAAGAAGCAGUGCCAUCUGACCCUGCCAGCCAACAGCACCACCUAGCUGUAGAGGGUUUGCAACGGCGAGUGGCUGAACGUCGAGUUCAAGAGGAACAGGUGGCUGCAGGUGGUGGGAAUGCUGGUGAAGCUGGUGCUGUGAUGCUGCCACAGCAAGACUUGCCACCAGCAGGUGUGUGGGGUGGUGGCCAGUACCGCUAUAAUCCAUAUGGUGAACCUGUAUAUGGUCGAACAGAUAGACCUAACUACAUCCCUGCCCAUCGUGUUGUACACUUUGACCUAAAGGGUGCACCACCUAAAAUGUCAGCUCUCCUCCAGCUUAUUCCAUGGCUUGCACGCCAGGGUGCCACAGCUGUAAUGCUGGAAUAUGAAGACAUGUUCCCAUGGCGUGGCCGGCUGGCCCAGGUGGCAGCCAAAAACCACUAUUCCCGGAAACAGAUAUCGGGCCUUGUGGCUGCCUGUCGCAGCCAUGGAUUGGAAGUCAUCCCACUAGUACAGACCUUUGGCCAUCUUGAGUUUGCUUUAAAGCAUGAACGGUUUGCCCAUUUGCGGGAGGUGCCAGAGAUCCCACAGGCAUUGUGUCCAUCGCUCAAUGAGUCCCUUUGGCUGGUGCGGGCCUUGGUGGACCAAACCAUGGCACUCCAUCCUGGGGCUCGCUUCCUUCACAUUGGCUGUGAUGAAGUGUUUCAGCUUGGUGAGUGUGAGCGUUGCCGUUUGGUGGUGCGUGAAAGUUUAUUUUUGCAGCAUAUGAAGGCUGUGGCACGUUACGUCCGUCAGAAAUAUGCCGCCGUGCCACUUGUAUGGGAUGACAUGUUGCGUCAUGUCUCAGAGUCUGCAAUGCAAGAGGCUCAGUUAGGGCAGUUGGUAGAGCCUAUGGUUUGGGUGUAUGCUGAAGAUGUGUAUAGAUUUGUGCAGCCUUCAGUGUGGAGCAAGUUUGGGCAAGUAUUCCCCCGGGUGUGGGCAGCAUCUGCUUUCAAAGGCGCCUUUGGGGAACAGUUGACAGUGCCUAAUGUACGACGACACCUGGACAAUAAUCUGAACUGGCUGGAUGUGAUGUCAGCUGAAACAGCCAAGUUCACAGGUGGAUUUCGAGGCCUGGUGCUUACAGGCUGGCAGCGGUAUGAUCAUUUUGCUGUAUUGUGUGAAUUGUUGCCUGCAGCCAUGCCCUCACUUUCUGUAAAUCUUCUGGCUGUCUCACAUGGUUAUUUCAAUGCCAGUGUGCAAGGCCAGUUGUAUCAGGCACUGAAUUGCAUGCAGACACCCAAAUAUCAAACAUGGCUCAAUCUGGAUGCUGACCCUUUUCUGUGGGACAAAUUUUCAUGGUGCUUUUUCCCAGGAGCACCAGUGUUCAAAAUGACAGCACGUUUGGAUGCCACGCGACGCGAUGUGGAUGCUUAUCUGGAACGCGUGACCCGCAGCCGAGCCUGGAUCACUGAUUACAACCGUCGGCACAACUAUUCUUCUCCUAUGCGAGUGGAUGAGGACUUAGAGGAACUGCCAGCACGUUUGCACUCUGUCACAUUGCUCCUUAAAACUGCCCGUGAGGCUCUGGCAGAGUGGUUCGAUGACUGGACAGUCGGUGAAUGGCUAGAACAACAUAUCUGGCCACUACUCAAUCGCCUCCAAGCACUACAGCGUGAAGCUGAGAGCAUGAAGGCUGUCAAGUAUUGGCCAGCAAGACCUCUGCCACUUUUGUCUGAGCUGGCUGCAUUUGGAGUUUCAGAACCCAGUACUGUUGAUGGUCAAGGACGGCAAGAGGGAGAUGGUGGUGGUGGAAGAACCUAAAAAGCAUGAGUGCUGGAUGCUGUGGUCCAGCACCACUGAACCACACUGCCCAGCCCGGCUGUGUUCUGCUGUGCUGAGCAAUAGCGGGGGACUGAUUCUGGGGAGACCAUUUUAUCCUUCAUACUGGAGGACCUCAACUCCCCCCUCACCCAGUCUCACAUACACACCAGUAUUUAUUGAGAGAGAGAGAGAGAGAGAGUGUUAAAGUUUCUUUAAAUAACAUAGCUGAUCACCUCUCUGCAUGUUUGUAAAUAAAUUAAUGUUUUAAUGUACACUAUACUUUACAACUGUCUUUCACAGGUAUAGGAACACCAUUAUAUUUGUUAUACAUACACAUCCACACCUGGUAGUAUAGAUGUGUACAGGAUGAAACAACUGUUAAUGUGGUAUGCAUGUUGCUAUGUAUUUUGUACAUGUUAAAGUGUUAUGUAAUGCACACGACCAGCCAGUCAGUCAGAUGAUGAUAUUUUGUUUAUACCUGUGGUGUGUGUGUGUGUGUGUGUGUGUGUGUGUGUGAAACAUCAGUGUACAGUUAUGAUGAUGCAAAUUUCAUCCUGAAACAGUAUACAUAUAUAUUUUUUUUUAUAUAUAUAUAUAUCAUUAUGCGGUUUUUAAUCAAAGCUCAGGUUGUGUUGAGAAAUGAAAAAGUGUGUGUGUGUGUGUGUGUGUGUGUGUGUGUGUGUGUGUGUGUGUGUGUGUGUGUGUGUGUAAACAAAAAAUCAGUCAAUACAACAUGGUCACCAAGCAGUUUAUUAUAUGCAUUUCCCACUCUGUUCUCCAUUUUGGUGUCCACACAAUCCAAGUGCCACACCAUAGCUGUAUUGUAGUCCACUGAGAGGUGUGUCUCAAUAAGGAGGUUAAAAUGAUGCUGCAUAAUACAGUGAACCUUGUACACCAAACAUAUGAGUAUGCCAAUGUUAAUACUGCUAUGAUUAUUAUUAUUAUUAUUAUUAUUAUUAUUAUUAUUAUUAUUAUUAUUAUUAUUAUUAUUUUUAUUAUUAUUAUCAUCAUCAUCAUCAUCGUCAUUACCAGCAUCAUCAUCAUCAUCAUCAUCAUCAUCAUCAUCAUCAUCAUCAUCAUCAUCAUUAUCAAUUAUGUGAUUAGGCUGGGAAGAAUACAGCGUGCAGACAAUCUAUUGACAUUGACAUGCAGUCUUAAAUAGUAGUGCAUCUGUGGAAAUAGGAACAUAAUAUUGUCAUUAAAUGAAAAAUUAUGCUUGUACUUUUUAAUACCAAAAUUAUGUUUGAACAAACAAUGCCAGAAUCAUGUUUCAUUUGCAAAAACAAAUGUAGGGGAUUUAAGGCCCCUUUCACACAAUGUUACCAAUAGCUUCCAUUAGUUACAUCACAUAAUAUGCAAGGGAGCCUUUCAUACAAGGUCAUUUCAUUUGCCUGGGCAGGUAAAUGCUACUAACAUUGGUGCAGUCACUUGUUGCUUGCAGUUAUCCAGCCCUUUCACACUUGGGUAACCAGUGGCGUUGUGUGAAAGGGGCCUAAGUCCUGUUAGUGACAUGCUAAAUAUAUAAAUUUAUUGUGUUAAUUUUUUUUAAGCUCACUGAUUAUAGUUGCAGUUAUCAUCAUACUCUGGCAAUCUUGUCAGUCCAUGCUUUCCACUGUGAUUGGGGAACACUAGAAAAGUGAGAGAGACUACUUGUCAACACUCUCUGAAAUCAUGUAUGCUGUUUGCUUUAGAACUACCUAUCACUAUUCAUAAUAUAUACAGGCAAUUAAUAUUAUGUAUUAUUUGAAAUUGAAAAUCAAUUACAUUAAGUGUAUUUGCCAUUGCUGCCUAUAUAUAUUAGUAAUAGUGAUAUAUAUACCUAAAGAAUACUCACAGGAUGGUUUUGGCUGCUUAGGUUGCCUGAGUACAGUAAUGUAGGCUUCAAUUACCAGUGACUGUGACUAUAAUAUAUGGUUCCAUAAGUUUCCAUAAACUGUAAUGUAAAGUGAAACUGACAAACAGUCACUAACAAAUCAAAUGUUUUUGCAUCUUCACCAUAAUGCCCUCAGAUGGUCUGGUGUCAUGUUGUUAUGAUGUGGCACCAUAAUGUUACCAAAUGGUGCAAUGCCAUAAUAUCCACAAGUGGUGCUGCACCAUAAUGUCAUCAGAUGGUGCAACUCCACAAUGAUAUAUCAGUCACUGAUAUUUUACCUAAAUGUGAUUUAAUUAAGAACUAGGUACACAUAGGCAUAUAUAUCAUUACAUCAUAAAGAAUAAUUAAAUAAAAGCUAGAUUGUACUUGUGACAUAAAUUCAUUAAUGCUAAAUUACCAUCUGUCUAAGAAACUGAACUGGCCAUGAUAUAUUCAUAAUAGAUAUUAUAAAAAUACAAGCCAUAGCUGAACCUGACUGAUUAUGUCUUACAGAUUGGUUAUUUUUAUUCAACAUUGAUAAAAAUAAGCUAGUAUCAAAAUAGUUGCACUAGUUAUACAUGAUUGCUUUAAUUAAUUGUAUUUUAUAUAGUUUAAAGUGACAAAAUUUGUAGUCUCAGAUGAAAAUGUAGGAAGAUUCAAGCCAGAGUGAUUUGUUUACUGAUUCCUACUGUCACUGCUUUGAUUGGUACUAUUAUUACAACUGUAUUUUAACAUUUUGUAUCAGCAGUUAUUAACUACUUUAUGUUCUUUGUAAUUGUUUUCUAUAAAGCAUACUGGAAUAUGUACAUAAUUUGGACAUGAUACCACUAAAUAGCAAUCAACAUGCAGCAAGCAAGUAUAGCCCAUUAAUUGGUAUUGUUACUAUCAGAUUUUCUUAUUUCCAUGGUGGUCAAGUACAUGAAAACAAAUCAAAGUUCAAUCGUGUAUAUUAGUUUAAAUCAUUACACUGAAAUAAUGUUGCCUUUACCAAAAUGUCAUUUUCAAAGUUUGCUAAAAUCUCCAGCUGUGUUUGGAAUGACUUAGUUGUAUUCAAAUUGGUAUUUUCAGAAGAACAGCAUACAGUACAUUUACACAAAAUUUUAAACUAGGACUAGAGUCUCAUGAAGAAGGCAGGCAGUAUUUCAGCACAUGCCUAUCAUUCAUGUGAUGUAGCCUCAUAAUUAAAAUUAAAAACCAAAGUUAUAGGCAAAGAGUUUCAAAGUAAUUAGUCAAGGACAUGUAAAGGGAUAUAUGCAAUGCUUUAUUAACAAGCAUAAAAGACAGAGACAUUGCUUUGCUGGAUCUUUUAGAACUUGAGAUUACAAGCUACCUGUUUAUGUGGAGUGGGCCAGUGAUGUGACACAUUUCAUUCCUGUCAGUCCAGGUUUACCACGCCCAUUUCAUACAUCUUCUGGAGAGGGAUGUAAGUGAUGACACUGUCGACAGGAGAGCAUUAUUGCCACAUAAGUAUGGCCAACAAUGCUCUCCCAUCCCACAGAAAAAUAUUAGGCACUCCAACUAAUUUUCCUGUCAACAGAGUGACGUCAUUGACAAUGCACUUCCUCUCCAGACAACGUGUGAGGCAGGAUAGUGUGAACCCAGCUAGCAUAAUUGAUUGAGAUCAGAUACUGAGGUGAUUAUUUUCCUCCUUCUCCCUGCAGAGUGAUAAGUGAUGGUAGCAAAGCAGUAGAUUAAGAACAAAUAUAUCCCCUUACAUUAAAAUGAUAAACUAGCAUCUUUUUACUUGAAUAGUCAUGUAUAAUUUAAAUCAUGGUAUGGCGUAUUUUGUGUUCCACUUUAGUGUUGUUGGUCGUGUCAGCGGGCAUGCUGUACAGAACCUAGAAGAUAGUCCGCUGCACCUUAGAACCUCACAAUACAAGGGCAACUUGAGGUACUUUAUACAAAAUGCUUUACCGCUUAUUUUUGAGACAUACAUGAGUGUGGCGAGUCAGUGCCCACGUAGUCAAGUAGACCCAUAGGGCACUGUAUCUAACAUGCACAGAAGAACCCUCAAAGAAGCCUUUCUUUCCCUUUGCUGGCAUAUAUAGAGGUGCAGGGAAUGGUAGAGACCCACUUCCCAACUCUUGUGGCAAAAGGGACUUGCUAAACUAGGCAGCAAUCUUUUAUUUUUAUAUUAUUUAUAUAUUUGUGAGACUGAUAGUCAGCCUCUGCUGUCUUAGGGUCUCAGGGUCUAAGAUGUCACACUGUGAGCUAACUACUGUAUUCUAAUCACUGUUCUGUGGUGUGUACAGCAUUCUUCACUAUGAAUAAAAAUAGCCUGUUAA
Scylla paramamosain (green mud crab) is the source of this 7310-nucleotide messenger RNA. RefSeq names its product hexosaminidase D-like. The transcript is spliced from 5 exons. Gene Ontology annotation, molecular function: hexosaminidase activity. The record is from RefSeq and is a predicted model, not a curated record. Gene Ontology annotation, biological process: carbohydrate metabolic process. NCBI's taxonomy places the organism in Eukaryota, Metazoa, Arthropoda, Malacostraca, Decapoda, Portunidae. The coding region runs from base 918 to 3173 and encodes 751 amino acids.